AUGACUAAACAGAAGUUUGGGCUAACAGCCAAAAAAGAAGAAGAUUUUUCCGAAUGGUAUGUACAGGUUAUAACAAAAGGAGAGAUGAUAGAUUACUACGAGAUUAAAGGAUGCUAUGUGAUGCGCCCCCAGGGACAGUUUGUCUGGAAGUGUAUCCAGAAAUGGUUUACCGAAAAGAUUGAAGAACUUGGUGUCCAAGAAUGCUAUUUUCCCAUGCUAGUUCCCAAGUCGACGCUUGAAAAAGAGAAGAACCAUGUGGAAAAUUUUUCCCCCGAAGUAGCAUGGAUUACUAAGUGUGGAAAUGAGGUCUUGGGAGAUCCAGUUGCCGUGCGUCCUACAUCCGAAACAAUAAUAUAUCCUUCUUUUUCUAAGUGGAUAAGAAGCCACAGAGAUCUUCCUCUAAAAAUAAACCAAUGGUGUAGUGUGCUGAGAUGGGAGCUACAUGGGACCCUCCCUUUUAUAAGAGGGAAGGAGUUUCUAUGGCAGGAAGGGCACACAGCUUUUCUGACGAAAGAGGAAUCGGAUGUGGAGGUUUUUGCAAUUCUGGAUCUUUACUCCAGAAUAUACUCGGAGCUCCUUGCAGUUCCCGUGAUAAAAGGAAGAAAGUCAGAAAGCGAGAAGUUUGGGGGAGCAGAUUACACCACGUCCAUUGAAGCCUUUAUCCCUGGAUCAGGCCGGGGAAUUCAAGCGGGAACCUCCCAUUCCUUGGGACAGAACUUCUCAAAAAUGUUUGAUAUUAAGGUCGACACAGAAGAAGGAUCCGAAAAUAGCAGCUUUGUCUACCAGAACUCCUGGGGGCUAACCACCCGAUCCAUUGGAAUUGCAAUUAUGAUACAUUCGGACAACCUUGGGUUGGUGCUUCCCCCAAGAGUAGCUAUGAUUCAGGUUGUUGUUAUUCCCUGUGGGAUAACAGCAUCCUCUUCGGAAGAGGACGUUGAAAGUUUACGCACAUACAUAAGCAAAAUACAUGCCCAGCUCAAAAACUUCGUUCGUGUGCAUGUGGACGAUCGGAAUAAUGUAACUGUUGGAUUCAAAUUCAAUCAUUGGGAAAUAAGAGGGGUUCCGUUAAGGUUAGAGGUUGGGUUCAAAGAUAUGGCUAACUCGGAAGCUUGCUUAGUUAGAAGGGACACCCGUGCCAAAAAGCAGGUAUCUGUGGAGGAUAUCGGGCAGACAGUAAUGGAGGAAAUAGAUACCAUGCACAACGAUAUGCUUAGUAGGGCUACCACAGAAAGAGAUAGGAGAAUUUCAUAUGUAAGAAGCUUCGAGGAGUUUAUGUCUUCUCUUGAAAACAAAAAAAUGAUAAUGGCACCGUGGUGUGGAGUUGAUAAAUGUGAAGCCAACAUUAAAUCUAAAACCACAAAGUUUGGGCCCAACGGAAAUGUAGUUUCGACUGGGGCAAAGACCUUAUGUAUUCCUUAUGAGGCAAAGUCCUGCAAUGGAAUGGAAUGUAUCAACUGCAACCAGAAGGCUAUCCAUUAUGCUUUAUUUGGAAGAUCCUACUAA
Messenger RNA from Encephalitozoon intestinalis ATCC 50506, 1503 nucleotides. RefSeq names its product prolyl-tRNA synthetase. NCBI's taxonomy places the organism in Eukaryota, Fungi, Microsporidia, Unikaryonidae. The transcript has a single exon. Gene Ontology annotation, cellular component: cytoplasm; aminoacyl-tRNA synthetase multienzyme complex. Gene Ontology annotation, biological process: prolyl-tRNA aminoacylation. Gene Ontology annotation, molecular function: ATP binding; proline-tRNA ligase activity. Bases 1 to 1503 code for a protein of 500 amino acids. The record is from RefSeq and is a predicted model, not a curated record.